UUACUUUACAUUUCUGUGUUCUUUAGUCGAUGCUAUAUGAACAUUUUUCUGUCAACACUCAAAUCCAACUGAGGAAAAAUACAUUUGGUGUUAUUAGAUAUGAAUCCGCUUAAAGUAAAGACUCGAAGUGUUUUCAAUCAUUCCUCAAAGAUGCCUUGCUUCGAUUACCAUAUUACCUAAAUCCCAAUCUCUUAGUAUAAAACUUGGGGAAGUUACAUGUCAUCAUUCAACAACCUUGUCGUGAUUCGGUAUAGAAAAUUACCAAUUCCAGCUAAUGACAUCUCUUCAUUGAGCCAUUCUAAUACAUUAGGAGGCCUUACAUAAGCCAUGCUAUCUCCUUUCUCUUGCACCCUCAACUCCCUUGCACAGAAACUUGGCAAAACUUGAACUAAGUUAACUUGUUUUUGCGAGGGCGUAACUCACAAAUGAUGUUUACCUUAAAUUUCCUCCCAUUGAUUUCGAUGUUUGUUAAAUUCAGUUUGGCGAUGUACGUUGUCGAAAAGAAGGGCAAUUCUAGUGAUGUCUCAGACAAUGGAACUGUUACCGAUCCUAUCGAAACGUUUAAGAAGCUUUAUCCCGUGGGUAGGUGGAAGAAAACGGGGUUUUUCGUGGAGGAUUACAUCAGUAAGAUUAAUCCUUAUUGGCUGCAAUUCGAACCGGCAAGUCACGUGAGUUAUUUAGUUAUCGGCGUGGUUUAUGUGGUGUUUUUGGUUGUUGGAUUGUUCGGGAAUCUGAUGGUGAUUUUCAUGUUCAUGAGGUGUAAGAUCUUAAGAACUUCAGGGAAUAUACUCAUAUUGAACUUGGCAAUAAGCGAUGGACUUAUGAUGGUCGAAAUUCCAGUUUUUUUGUUCAAUACCUUCCACGAAGGACCUGCAAUGGGGGAGAAAGGUUGCCUCCUCUAUGGCUUCUUGGGAGGUUUGUCAGGUUGUGGUUCGAUAAUGACGCUGACAUCCAUCGCCCUGGACAGAUUCUUCGUCAUCAAGUACCCCCUCAACAGGAAAUACAGCAAGCUACGUAUCAAGAUCAGCCUCCUGGUGACCUGGACCUACGCCAUCUUCUUCUCUAGCAUCCCCCUCUUCGAUACCGAAUUUGGCACUUACGUACCAGAGGGACUGCUGACCAGUUGCAGUUUCGACUAUUUAACCGACAGCAAGAGCGCUAGGAUCUUCAUCUUCGUUUUCUUCGUGGCAGCCUGGCUGCUUCCGAUGCUCGUCAUAUCCUUCAGCUACCUAAACAUCGUUCAAACCGUCGUUUUAAAGACCAAAGGCAAGAAAUUAGGGACCUUCAAGAACGAAUCGUUCAGGCACAUGAAAGAGGAAGAGAAAAACAGGCAAGAGAUCCGUUUGGCCUUCAUUAUAUUCUUCAUAAUAAUCCUGUGGGUGGUGUCUUGGACUCCCUACGCCACUGUGGCCCUUCUGGGGAUAUUCGGAUACAAGAACCUGAUAACGCCGAUGAGCUCCAUGCUCCCAGCCAUGUUUUGCAAAACUGCCAGCUGCAUAGACCCCUUCAUCUACGCCCUGUCCCACACGAAGUUCAAAAGGGAGCUGAGGAUCCUCAUCUUUGGGUCACAGAGGGAGAAGCGUAAACCGGUGAGGCCACAACGGAAGAAAAAGAGUUCGGUGAUGACUGUGCAGACCAUCCAGUCCUCAUUCGAAGACGAUAGGUACUCCAACGACGACGUAGAGAUCGAAUUUAUAAGGGUGGACUCCACACAGGGUCCAUGUCAGUACGUCAACGCGCAAAUGGCUCAAGAUUUCAACAACAUCGAAUCGGACAUUGACGAUACGGGGGCCAGUUGCAGCAAGUGGGUUUUUAAACCCACCUUCAGUAACAGGACUUCCAGUAUAAGGAAAUUGGCUAGGAGCAUGAGUCAGAAGGGGAGCCUGAGAAGUCAGAAUUCGCAGGAGAGGGACUGACUCUAGUUCCUCUAUCUGGGAGGUUUGGAUUCCGAAAUUUUAGAAUGUUUGAUGUUGAAGAUACAUCGUGAAGGGAGUGCUGUUGAGUACUUAUCCUUAAUCAGUAAGAUUAUGUACUAUAUUGGUCCUUGAAUUUCUUA
Coccinella septempunctata (seven-spotted ladybird) is the source of this 2056-nucleotide messenger RNA. RefSeq names its product opsin, ultraviolet-sensitive-like. Gene Ontology annotation, biological process: G protein-coupled receptor signaling pathway. Gene Ontology annotation, molecular function: G protein-coupled receptor activity. Lineage: Eukaryota; Metazoa; Arthropoda; Insecta; Coleoptera; Coccinellidae. The record is from RefSeq and is a predicted model, not a curated record. The transcript has 3 exons. Gene Ontology annotation, cellular component: membrane. Bases 426 to 1916 code for a protein of 496 amino acids.